AUGUCCGAUUCCGAUAGUAGUGAAGAUGAGACAAAUAAACGAUUACUAUCGGCAAUCGAUACUUCCUUUCUAAAUGAUAAACUUUUCACAACACCGUCAACGGUCAACGAUACUAAGAAAAGCGCUAAUGUGAAAACUAUUCCAUGCGCUACCAAACAACCUGUCGCACAAUCGAAUCGCUACAUAACCGAAGAAGACGCAUCCUUCCACAGUGACCUCAAUGUGACGGCUUUGGUACAGAAGCAUGUGGCCGAAAAAUUAGCCAAUCUUAUCGGCUCCGUAAUAGAAUUCGAAGAUUUUCAUAACGUCGAUCAAGUUUCGCCAACAAAGUCGGAUAAAUUAAUCGAUAAAAGUGGCAUAAAGCUUUUAAAAGGCUUUGAUGAAGUUGUCGAUUUGAAUGCGGAGGAAAUAGAUCAGCCUUUUGUGCAACUAAAACCUAAAGCAAUCAAGCGGCGGAAGGUUGACUGUGAGCCGGAAGUUAACGAAGACGAGAAACUUUCUUCUGCCAUUUGUGAUCCUAGCACAUUCCCGAAGGAAGUGCAGCAAUGGAAAGGUCCCCGUAAACGAUCGACUCAGUUCCAGUACAAGACGAAGCAGGAUGGCAAAAUGGUCCAAAAGACUGACCCCGAUUCUAAUGAAUUUACGAAAGCGCGCAAUGCAAAUAUGUGGCAUGAGAGUAAGAUAAGAAAAUUUAAAAAGCAUGCAUAA
Anopheles maculipalpis is the source of this 708-nucleotide messenger RNA. RefSeq lists its product as uncharacterized. Bases 1 to 708 code for a protein of 235 amino acids. NCBI's taxonomy places the organism in Eukaryota, Metazoa, Arthropoda, Insecta, Diptera, Culicidae. The transcript has 2 exons. The record is from RefSeq and is a predicted model, not a curated record.